Molecule: messenger RNA, 3392 nt
Organism: Alosa alosa (allis shad)
Lineage: Eukaryota; Metazoa; Chordata; Actinopteri; Clupeiformes; Clupeidae
Product: nuclear body protein SP140-like protein
Exons: 17
Coding region: 210-2207 (665 amino acids)
Biological process (GO): regulation of transcription by RNA polymerase II
Cellular component (GO): nucleus
Molecular function (GO): DNA-binding transcription factor activity, RNA polymerase II-specific; protein binding; DNA binding
Source: RefSeq, a predicted model, not a curated record
CCCUCGCAGGACCGGAUCUGGAGCAUUUCUUUGAAAACGCUCUUUCUAACUUUCGUUUUCCAGACGUCAUAAACUGCGACAUGACUUCCGUGUUUAGAUGUGGACUACAUGACGACACAGGCGGGAGAUUUGUGUUUUAGGAAAAUAAUAUACAAAACGUCAUGCCAUCAGAGAAUUUGGUGUAGAGACAUGUUGCUGUUCUGCAGUGAAUGGUUGUCACUGUCCGCGCGCCAAUGGACCCGCUGGAUUUCCUAACGAAGGAUCAGUUGCUGCUCUUCUUUCGCCGUAAGAAGACGGAGAUGUCGUGCAUGGAUCAACCACACACCUUCCUCACUCAGUUGCGGGACCACGACCUUGUGUCGGAGAAGCUCUAUCAGAGAGUGGUCAGGAUGAAGACGAAGGAGCAGAAGAAGAAGGGUGUGUAUGAGGUGCUGGACAGUCUGGAGACCCAUCAGCCGGAGUGUGUGGAGACCUUCUGGCGGAGUGUGUUUACAGACCACAUCAUGCAGCUGUACCCCACUCUCAGACUGCUGAGGAACAGCCUCAUGGAUGGGUCCUUCCCAUUCAAUGAAAGUCAUCCGGAGGUGGACUGCACGAGCGAGGAGAAGGACGCAGAGGAAAAGAGUGAAGACAUGAAAGAGAGGACGGUGAAGAAGAGGAGUAGACAGAAGAGCAAAGGGAGCGCGAGCGAAAGGGAGGAAGAGGAGGAGCACGAUCAAGCAGGGACUUCUCAAGGCAAAACCAGUGUGAAGAAAAGGAAGCUUCAGAAACCUAUUUACAGCUCUCCUCUGAUCAAGGGGGGUAGAGAGGACAUCUGGAACUGGCCCAUGUUUAAGACCCAGCUGCCCGUCACCUGCGGGAACAAAGAGGGGACUCUAUACAGAGACAAACUAGCCAAAGGAGUGAGGAGCAUUUUUCACGAGGAUAGGUGGUACACACCAGGCGAGUUUGAGAAGCUGGGAGGUAAGGAGAGGAGCAAGAACUGGAAGACCAGCAUCCGCUGCCGAAACACACCACUGCAAAAGCUGAUUCAGGAAAAUCACUUAACGUCUUCACCAGCUAAAAGGAGAUCAGCUGACAGAGGACAGGAUGGUACUUGCAUGCAGCAGUUUACUAACACAGACCCCACACAUGUGAAGAAGAAGAUGAGGAGAGCCCUGUUUCCCUCCAGCCCAGAGAACUCCAUCAGACUGUCUGACUCCAGUGAUGAAGAGAACAGCAGCAGUAACCAGACGGAGGACAGAAGCGAGGGAGACCCGAGAGAAGAGAGGGAAGAGGGGGAAGAAGAGGAGGGAGGGAUGGCGGGGCUGGGGGGGGCUGUAGAGGGAGGCAGUAACCAUGACAACGGGGAGGUGGACACAUCCCUGUUUGAAGGAAGCACUCUGCCUGUCCAGUGUGGGCCUGUCACCGGAAGACUGCAGAAAGACCGCUUCGCGUCAGGAAGUACAGGAAAGUGCAUCCGUACAGAUGAGAGGUGGCUGACCCCUGCAGAGUUCAUCAGGCUGAACCCUGACCUGAAGGAUGGAAUGUGGAAGAGAGACAUCACCUGUAGAGGCCAACCUCUAAGCUACCUUUUACAGGGGAAGAUCCUGCAGGUGCAUUCUCUGCUGUGUAUGUGUCGAAUGUGCAGUCACACAGAGUCAGACCUGCAAGACCAGACAAAUGAUGACCACUGCUUCAUCUGCGGAGAGAGAGGAGAGCUGCUGUGUUGUGAUGGGUGUCCCAGAUCCUUCCACAGAGACUGUCACAUACCCACUCCAACACCUUCACCAGGUGAUGACUGGCUGUGUACGUUCUGUGUGUGGAAGAGGAGUCAGGAAUGGCGUUAUGCUGAUCACAUGACCCAAAAACAGGUCCUAGACAGAAGGAUCUCGGAGUAUACUCUGCAAUGUCAGUACCUCCUGCUGUUUUUACUCAAUGCAGAUGAGCAGAGAAUCUUCACUAUAGAUCCCUGCCCUACUGUGUCAGGCUACUCGUCAGUGAUACCAAGGCCCAUGUGGCUGCAGAAGGUGCGGGAGAACCUGGAGAGUCGCUACCGUCUGGUGGGGGAGUUCGUCUCAGACAUGCGACUCAUCUUCAGGAACUGUGCCGUCUUCAACAGGAAGAAUCAAGAGAUUAAGGAAAUGGGAAUUAGACUCAGUACUUUGUUCGAAGAGGAGUUUCAAAGUACCUUCAUUGCAACCAAUCAACGUGAUGAUUCGGGAUAAAGUCCAGCCGAACCCAAGUCCCUCCAUUGUUAAGGAGCUUGGCUAGCAUGCAGUAUCAACACAAGUUGUGGGUUCAAUUCUUGAGCAAGUCACCAAACACCCUUUGUAAUGUAAUUGACAUAAGUAAGUCGCUUUGAAUUGAAGUGCCUGCUAAAUGAAUAAAUGUAAAUAUAAAUAUAUAUACAGCUCAAAGAAUGAAGAGAACACAUAAUUGCUCUGACACUAUUUCUGUGCACAAGUAAAAAACCUUUGAGGCGAGUGUUUUAUUUUGCAAGAACUGUCAGACAUUCUGUGAAUGUAGUUUGAGAAUUGAGAAAAGGGUGGAAGGUUUCAAAAAAAUGUUGUGGAAAACUGUAAGUGUUCCCUUAAUUUUUUUGAGCAGUAUAUAUAGAAAGAGAGCGAGAGAGAUCCCUGACCACAGUUUACUCAGGGACACACUAGGACCCCUAGGCCACUGAAGUCCAAAUUGGGAUUUUGUUUUCUCAUCUCUUACAAUAAUUGCAGUCAGUCUCUACUGUAUAUAACCACGUUGCUUUACCUUUGCAUUGCCACGUUUUGUACAAGCUCCAUGUGACGACAGCCAUGUCUAAUCCAACGUGCCCAACAGUUAGAUCACAGACUAGACAGAAAGAGAAACCCUAGACGAAUAGCACAGUUGUACCAGCAGCAAACACCUGCCCAUCAAACAUACAUUAUCUGUGUGUGUAUUAACGAUUACUACUUUAAACUUGUACGUCAAAAACAUUAUUUUUUUAAUGAAUUAAAGAAUUCUUAUGACCUCUUCCUUUUGGAGUGUAUGCACAAAAGAGUAAUACAAUGUUAUUACCUCAAUUUCCUGGAAGUAUUAGAGAUAUACAGUUUGAGAUGUAUUGUUUGCCUUGAUACAAUUUUUUUUUCUAACUGUUAAUAGUCCACUAAAUGUCCACAUUAAAAACUGUCUGCUUGAAUACAUUUUUGAAAACAUGUAAAACUGUCCCAGAUGUUUUUGCGCUACAUGCACUGUUGAAUAAAAAAUAAAAUACAUUUCCUUAAAAACAGUGCUUGUUUGUGUGACUGAAAGAGAAUAACCUGAAGUAUUUCUUCAGUUUUUCCCCAUCAGCUUGCCAAGUUACUGGCUCUGGUUCAUAUAGAGAAGAGAUUAGCAGCAGAUCAAUGCUUUGGGCUGGAAUGAUCCCUCCCUGAAUU